GCCUUCACCAGUAAUAAAUAUAGACUGCUUUACUUCUUUGAGUGUGCUUCUCUGGAUUUAUGUUUUUCUAGAAAAACGACACACACACACUUAUAAUAUAUACAUAUAAACAUACAUGCAUGCAUACAUACAUACAUACAAGUAUGCAUAUACAUACAUAUACACACACGAUGUUGUUGCUAUUCUUGUUUACUAAAAUGAAUAAAAGAAAUUAUCAAUAUUAUUAUUACGAGAUGAUGAUGAUGAUGUUGCCGUUGCCGGUUUAUAAUUUAUUUUUGUUAAAAUCGGAAGAAUGAAAUAAAAGUGCAAAUCGUCUCAGUUUGGAAUCGAAACUUAUUUCAGUUUAAAAAAAAAAAAAAAAAAAUUUGAAAAUGUAUUUAUGCUUUGAUUUAAUUUAUUUUUCAUUAAAUUAUUCAGAGAUGUUAACGAGGAUCAUGAAGGAAAAAAAACAAUAAUAAUAAAUUGAAGAAACAAAGAAUAAAGAAAAAGGAGAUGAAAAACAACAAACAAAAAGCACAAAAUUGAAAUGAAGAAAAUAAGGAAAACAGACAGAAAAAACUGAAAAAAAUGGAAGUCUAAAGACAAAAAUAAAAGAAAAUGAACGAAGAAUAAGCUAUGAUGAUAGUGGUGGUUGUGGGGAUGAUGAUGUUGGUAGCAGUGAUGAUGAUGCUGUUUUAGCCUCAAGUCAUCAUUCUUGAACCAACAGUUUUAUAAUCAAAGGCUUUCUACCGUCACAAACCCCUUGUAUCUUUUUUUUUUUUGUAUAUGAGGGGCUGGUUUACAUUUGUCACCUUCCUUUCAUCCCCUCUGAUUUUUUCUUUUCUUUUUUUUUUUCUUCUCACGCUCGAGAUGAUGGGCAAUGAUUUCGAAGAAAUUUGGCUGCAUUUUUUCGUAGGUUGAACGAGCGAAAUGACUGCACUAGACGCUUAAAUGCGAUGAAGAUAAGUAAAUAAUGGAAGAAGAAGAAGAAGAAGAAGAAGAAGAAGAAGAAGAAGAAGAAGAAGAAGAAGAAGAAGAAGAAGAAGAAGAAGAAGAAGAAGAAGACGGUGGUGGUGACAAUGGUGAUGAUGAUGUAAUAAAGAUGAUAAUGAUGACGACGACGAUGAUGCUGUUAAUGAUGAUGAAGUCAACGCAGCCAGCGAGCUACUUCGAAACGGAAAAGUUUUGUUUAGUUUUUACUGCCGGUCUAAUCGUAAGCUACGAUUCUCACCGUGGUUUGUAUGAUUGGUAACCGAUCUCUACAGAAAAAAAAGAAGAAAAAGCGCUGAUUCAAGACCAAGCCCCAGGUAGUGUUCAGACAUUCGUAAAUCUAUCCUACACGUUUAUUUAUCCAAAG
Octopus bimaculoides (California two-spot octopus) is the source of this 1336-nucleotide messenger RNA. RefSeq lists its product as uncharacterized. Lineage: Eukaryota; Metazoa; Mollusca; Cephalopoda; Octopoda; Octopodidae. The record is from RefSeq and is a predicted model, not a curated record.